AUGGCCGGCAUCCUGACAUGGAAGAGCCGUUUCGGCGGAGUCUUCGGAAACAAACCCGACCAAGGAGAGAGGUCGGAAGACGAGAACGCCGGUCCACCAAAAUGGAGUAUGGGAGUUCUCAACGACCCAAAGACCAUCGAAGUGCCUGGUUCGGUGCUUCUCUUGGCUAGCAACCGUAACGAGCCCCUGGGCUUACGCAAUGCGCCCGCCAGGACGUCCCACUCGUCCAUCCCCACUGGUUUCCCGGAGCCGGCCGAGACGCCCUCCGGUCGCCGAUCUUCCGCCUACUCGGCCCCGCCCGCGGAAGCCGCCAAGACGACAAAAGACGGCAUCAUCCUCAACCCUCAACCUGAAGAGUCGGCCAACGACCCCUUGAACUGGCCCGCAUGGCGUCGUGAUUGCGCUUUGUUAUCGCUCGGCUUCUACUGCAUGGUCGGUGGCGGCAUGACUCCCAUCCUCGCAGCCGGCUUCACCAACGUUGCGCAGGACUAUCACAUCGAGACGGAGACAGUCUCCUUGACCACGGGCCUGUACAUGAUGGGUAUGGGUCUCGGCUCCGUCAUCUUCUCGCCAACCGCCAUCUUGUAUGGAAAGAGGCCCGUUUACUUGUUCAGCGCCGUCAUCUUCAUCCUCAGCUCCGUGUGGGCGGCCUUGUCCCCCAACUUCCCGUCCCUCAUCCUGGCCAGGAUAUUCCAGGGUAUUUCGGUCAGCCCCGUCGAGUGUCUUCCAUCGGCGACGAUUGCCGAGAUCUUCUUUCUUCACGAGAGAGCAUUCCGCAUCGGCAUCUACACAUUGCUACUUCUGGGAGGAAAGAACCUCAUCCCCCUCGUCAGCGCCGUCAUCAUUCAGGGCCUCAGUUGGCGAUGGGUGUUCUGGAUUGUUGCCAUGGUUGUCGCCCUCUGUGGCGUUCUGUUGUUUCUCUUCGUCCCGGAGACUUUUUGGGACCGAACUCCCAUCCCCAAGUCCAGGAAACCCUCGAGAAGACCUAGCUUCAGACAUCGCCAUUCCUCACGCAACGACGUUCCACAGGUAGCCAAGACCCCCAACGCCGAGACUCCCCACGCAGCAGCCGCCACCAGCCCCGCGCCUCUCUCCCCUCAGUCUCCGUCCCACCCCCACAAAGACCUCCACGUCGGCUUCGCACCGGACCCGACCACGGAACGCAGCACCUCCAAGGCCGACCCCGAAAAGAACCCCGAAAACACCGGCGGCAACACACCCGCAAUCUCCCCGUCUCCCAUCCCCGCACCCGAACCCCGCACCUCAGGCACAUCCACCUCGCCAGCCAACUCGGACUACUUCGCAAAGGCCCCCGCCCUCGAAAGCGAAAAGCUCCCUUCGGACCUCAACUCCCCACCAAAGGCUCUAGCCUACACCCACACCCUCCGCCACCAGCCCGCCCUCUCCUUCGGCGAGCAGCUCAAGCCCUGGAACGGCCGCCUCAACCACGACAAGUGGUUCAAGGUCAUGCUCCGCCCCUUCAUCCUCUUCGCCUACCCCGCCGUCCUCUGGUCCUCCGCCGUCUACGCCCUCUCCGUCGGCUGGCUCAUCGUCGUCUCCGAGUCCAUCGCCCUCAUCUACCGCAACCGCGACUCGUACAACUUCGACGCCCUCCAGACCGGCCUCGUCUACUUCUCCCCCUUCGUCGGCGGCAUCCUCGGCACCGCCGUCGCCGGCAAGGUCAGCGACAUCAUCGUCAAGGCCAUGGCCCGCCGCAACGGCGGCCUCUACGAACCCGAGUUCCGCCUCGUCAUGGCCGCCCCCGUCCUCGUCACCACCGUCAUCGGCCUCAUGGGCUUCGGCUGGUCCGCCGAGGAGCGCGACCACUGGAUCGUUCCCACCGUCUUCUUCGGCCUCAUCUCCUUCGGCUGCACCCUCGGCUCCACCACCUCCAUCACCUUCUGCGUCGACAGCUACCGUCAGUACGCCGGCGAGGCCCUCGUCACCCUCAACUUCAGCAAGAACAUCUUCCACGGCCUCGUCUUCAGCCUCUUCGUCACCCACUGGAUCACCUCCGACGGGCCGAAGAUGGUCUUCAUCUGGCUCGGCGUCAUCCAGCUCGUCUUCCUGCUGGCCACGAUACCCAUGUUCAUCUACGGCAAGCGCGCUCGCAUGUGGACCGUGAGGAAGAAUUUCAUGGAGAACUUUUAG
Molecule: messenger RNA, 2151 nt
Organism: Colletotrichum karsti
Lineage: Eukaryota; Fungi; Ascomycota; Sordariomycetes; Glomerellales; Glomerellaceae
Product: major facilitator superfamily transporter
Exons: 3
Coding region: 1-2151 (716 amino acids)
Biological process (GO): transmembrane transport
Molecular function (GO): transmembrane transporter activity
Source: RefSeq, a predicted model, not a curated record